AGAAGAGUGAAAUGUAGUGGCUGUCAUGUGUCAUGCAGUCUGGCUGGCGGUCAGCUGACGGGUCCGGGUUGUUUGUGAUGUUUACUUUAGUUGUUUAGUGCUCCAACCUGCGCCUUUUGGAUGAAUGCAGAGGAAUGCUUCGCCCAGCAGAACCAUGGUAGUCGUGAACUCGGUGCUGAAGUUGUUACAGAGGCAGACGUACACCUGUCUGUCCCACCGAUAUGGACUGUACCUCUGCUUUGGGGGGAUCGUCCUCAUGAUUGUUUCCGCCUUUCAGUUUGGAGAGGUGGUGGUGGAGUGGAGUCGAGACCAGUAUCAUGUGCUGUUUGACUCUUAUAGAGAUAACGUAGGUGGAAAAUCUUUCCAAAGCAGGCUCUGUCUGCCCAUGCCUAUUGAUGUUGUGUACACAUGGGUGAAUGGCACGGACACGGCUCUACUGAAGGAACUAAAGGGAGUGAAAGAACAACUGGAGCAAGAACAGAAAGCUCUGAGAGAACGCCUGGGAAAAAAUUCAAGUGACACAACUGAAGUACCAAAAGACAGCGUAAGCCAGAAUGCCUGCUGUCCCACUGCAAUCAUAGCCCCCAUGCUAACUCUGGAUCCGGCUCUGCCAGCCAACAUUACAGUCAAAGAGCUUGCCACACUCUCAUCCUCCUUCUCUGCUGCCAAGGAACUACUGCUGAUGAACAAACCCUUCCACCCAUCUACGACUGUCUCAGUGGUCGUCUUCCAUUCUCAGGCUGAUGCUGAUAAAGCUUAUACCGAUGUGUCCAGAGAAGACCAUAAAUUCUCUGUGUCCAGAUGUUACCUGACGACCGAUAAAGAGGCUCCAGGUCUGAUCCGCAUGCAGGCUCUUGCCUACAUGAGUGGCUUUCCAGGAUCCUUCAAGGAAACAGAGCAGCUGAGAGUCAAACUACCUUCUGUCAUAACCAAUAAGAUCAAACAGUUUGAGUUGUACUCAGAAGCCAGUAUCGCGCUGCUCCAUCUGAAGAGCCCACAGGAUUUCACAGAUCUGACACAGCAGGCUAAAAAGAACCUGACACUUGAUGGGAAAGAAUUAAACAUCAGCCCUGGGUACUUGUUCUGGGACCUCACUGCCAUCUCACAGUCCAAACAGGAUGAGGACGUGUCUGCCAGCCGAUUCGAAGACAAUGAGGAGCUCCGUUAUUCGCUUCGCUCAGUGGAGAGACAUGCGCCCUGGGUUCGACACAUCUUCAUCGUCACUAAUGGGCAGAUUCCAUCCUGGCUCAACCUGGAUAACCCCAGAGUUACAGUUGUCACACAUCAGGAUAUCUUCCUGAACCACAGCCACCUCCCCACCUUCAGCUCCCCUGCCAUAGAGACCCACAUCCACCGCAUCUCAGGCCUCUCCCAGAAGUUCAUUUACCUGAAUGAUGACGUGAUGUUUGGCAAAGACGUCUGGCCAGAUGAUUUCUACAGCCACUCAAAAGGACAGAAGGUGUACCUCACCUGGCCAGUUCCCAACUGUGCUGAAGGCUGCCCCGGAUCCUGGAUUAAAGAUGGCUAUUGUGACAAGGCUUGUAACAAUUCUGCAUGUGACUGGGAUGGAGGAGACUGCCUAGGUGCAGCAGGAAAUGGUCGGUUUGCAGGUGGGGUUGGUGGAGGCGGCCCUGGUGGAGCCGGUGGACAGGUGUGGCAGUUUGCAGGUGGUGUUGGAGGCCUAGGAGGGACGUCGUACUGUAAUCAAGGCUGUGCCAACUCCUGGCUGGCAGACAAGUUCUGCGAUCAGGCUUGUAAUGUUCUGUCCUGUGGCUUUGAUGUGGGCGACUGCGGCCAAGAGCACUUUGGUGAGCUGUACCGAGUGACGCUCCUGAGGAAUCAAAGUGUGUAUACUCUGCCUGUGGGGGAGGUCAGGCCUUAUUUCAGCUUCGACAGAAUAGCCCGCAGAGUCUCUGAGGCUCAUGUCAGUGACAGCCCAACAGUGCGUCACACCUCAGUGGCUAACAAGUGGAAGACCAUUCACCUGCUGCUUCAUUCUGGCCACAAUGCCACACAGAUCCACUACAACCUCACAUUUCAAAAACAGGAUGACACAGAGUUCACUAUGAGCUUCACUGUUGCAGUCGACACUCGUGAGGUUCCUCAGGCAAAUAUUUCACAGACGGUAAGCAAAGACACAGACAAAGCACCAAAGCCAACCCUAACCACAGAGCCACUGUUCCCUUUCUCAGAUAUUCCUGAGGACAAAAGGGGUCCUAAAAUUCAUAGGUUGGAACCAGCUGACCACCAAAUCUUCAUAGAAGUACCUUCAGUAAACGUAUCACUUUUACCUGCUGGUGUGCGCAUCGAGCUUCAGAAGCUGGAUGAGAAGCUGCUGAUUGGUGAUAUUACUAUAAAGGGCUAUAACCUCACCAAGGCUGAGCUACUAAGUCCUUACAUGAAACUGAGCCAGACCUUGUCAAAGCAGCAAGACGCUCAUUCAAAGGUGUCAAUUGAAGAUCUAGCCAGAGUCCAGAAGAGGCCCUAUAAAGACCUGGAAGGAGAGAAUGGUGAAAAACCACUUGUGCAACAUGCUAAACAGACAAACUCAAAUGAAGAGGGGAGGGACAUGGCAGAGAAGGACAAACCCAAGUCUGUCACCCCUUUCAUCCCAGUCAACAUUGAUGAUAAACUUCAUGAAGAUACUGACACUCCAAAACCCAAUAGUGUAAGAGCUGCAAUCGAAAGGCCUUUGACGUCCAAGCUGCUCAAUAGCAUUUCUAAAAUCAAAAGCACUGACGGUCAAGCAGAGCAGGCGAAUGCUGCCGGAGGGGCUCCAGUUGGGAGAAGACUGCAGCACUUCACCUCCUCAGACAGAGGCUUCUUGCCCUGGGAGAGGAGGAAGUACUUCCAGGACCUGUUAGAAAAGGAGGAGCGCCUGCAGACAGAACUGAUGUAUGAGACUGACGGUACCGCCACAGGCCGGAGGCUGAAGGACACUUUUGCUGAUUCGCUUCGCUACGUCAACAAGCUGCUCAACGGCCAGUUUGGCUUUACAUCCCGCAAAGUUCCAGCACACAUGCCCCACAUGAUAGACCGACUUAUCAUGCAGGAGCUGCAAGAUACAUUCCCGGAGGAGUUUGACAAAACAUCCGGCCACCGUGUUCGUCACUCAGAGGAUAUGCAAUUUGCCUUUUCAUACUUCUACUUCCUGAUGAGCGCUCAGCAGCAGCUCAAUGUCUCUGACGUGUUUGAUGAGAUAGACACCGACCACUCGGGCAUCCUCUCUGAUCGAGAGAUCCGUACUCUCGCCACAAGGAUCCAUGAGCUGCCUCUCAGCCUCCAGGAUUUAACAGGAUUGGAACAGAUGUUGAUAAACUGCUCUAAGACACUCCCUACAAAUCUGACUCUGCUUCAUCUGGUGAAUCCCACUCAGGAGGCCUAUUACGACCCCAGCAUGCCCCCUGUAACAAAAGGCCUGGUUCUUCACUGUAAACAAAUCACAGAACGGAUUCACAAAGCUUUCAAAGACCAGAAUAAGUACAAGUUUGAGAUCAUGGGAGAGGAGGAGAUAGCAUUCAAGAUGGUACGGACUAAUGUGUCCCAUGUGGUUGGACAGUUAGACGACAUAAGGAAGAACCCCAGGAAGUUUGUCUGCCUGAAUGAUAACAUCGACCACACCCAUAAAGACGCUGCCACAGUGAAAGCUGUUCUGAGAGACUUCUAUGAGUCUAUGUUCCCACUGCCAUCUCAGUUUGAACUUCCCAGAGAGUACCGCAACCGGUUUCUGCACAUGGACGAACUCCAGGAAUGGCGAGUUUACCGGGACAAGCUGAAGUUCUGGACGCAUUGUGUCCUUGUGGCGCUCGUCAUCUUCACUGUCAUGUCGUUCUUUGCUGAACAGCUCAUUGUUCUGAAGCGAAAGCUGUUUCCCAGACGCAGAGCAAACAGGGACAACAACCCUGAGCGGGUGUGAAAGAGGUUGGCCUCCCUCUACUUUUACACUCCCCUCCCUCUGGACAGGAGAGCAUAUACUGGAAUCUGAAGUCUUCUGUGUUCCUGUUGCAUCAGCAUGGAUAGAGGAUAGGACUCCAGUGAUUUGGUGAUGAAAGUUUUUUCAGAAGAUGAUGGAUGGACCUGUUCAGAGGGGAAUGGCAGCCCAAAUACCACCCUAUGAUUAUCCUUUACUUCUCUUGGGGCAGCCAGUGUUGUCAUUCAACGUUAAAAACAAAAUACUCCCUCCACACAAAUUACACACCCUCCACGUUCCCUGCCCCGGCCGUGUAAGCAAGAACUGUGAAAACUUGAUAACAGCGAGAUUGGAAAACUUGACGAGGUGUGUUUUACUAGUUUUAUCAUUAUAUCCACAAACUAUGGUGUUUACUUGUCACAGCUUGAGCUUCAUUUAAAUAAUGAAUGAAAAGGUACCCAUUGGAUGAUGAGGACUAAUUUAAUUUAACUGUUGGCUGUUGUACAUCGUCUGUCUUUAAAAACAUGAAAACUUGAAGUGCCUUUGUUGUAUUUAAAACGUAAUGCUUGUUCCCACAAUGCAUUCCUGCUGGUUUGAAGAAUUUUGUUACUUCAUUGUUUUUUUAAACGUGUUAUAAAUGUUGGUUAUACAUAUCAUGACGAAUUUUGUUAUACAUUGAGAAUGAGUGGGAUUUAGGGUUAUAUAAAUAUCAUUAAUGUUGUAUAAAUGUGAUAAUUGGAGUUAAAUAAUUAUAACUAAAGCUUUCAUAGCCACCUGUAUGUGUGUCCCUGUGGGACUCAACAGGCCUGCUUCUGUCUGAAAUUCAGACCUGCUCAGCAUGUUCUGUAACUUAUUUGAUUGUAUUUUGUGACUAUGAGUCAGACAUGAAUGCUUUGAAUGUAAACAUAGCUUCACAAAAUGCUUGUCCACAGUUAAAACUCUUUCCUUGGAGACUCUGUUUUUCAAACUUCUUUACCAUAAUGACUGACAAACAUGGAAGUGAAAACCAGUUUGCUGCUGUCCAGGUCAUGUGCUGUAUAACAUCAGUAUGAAGGAUGGGAAGUAACAUUUAAAAACACUUUUUGUUCAGAUUAUGUCAGUUAAAUGGUUCCUCUGGUUGAAAUAAAAUAUGGUUGGUUCAGUCACUUCAGUCAAGAUUUUCAUUACAAUGACAAGAGAAUGACUGAAAAAUAUUCUUUAUUACAAUCUUUUCCACUCUUGUGUUAGUAGAAAGGUCUAUUAUUGAACAGUGCAAUACAGUGUUAAAAUCGUGGUUGUACAUUUCAAUGCAUAGCUCCGUAGUUCUAAAAAAAAUUAUAUUUUUAGGACAUGCUCCUAUACAAUGUCCGUAAUCCUGUACAAGCAGAAUCUGAGAGGAACAAAUUUUCACUGUUCCAGUAAAACUUAAGAAAUUCAAUAUAUAUUUUUUACCCUUAAAAUAGUUCACCGGCACUACAGAUAUAUCCCUUUUGCUCCCAAAAAACCUGAAUGAAUCAAAGUGUCACAUCCCAUCAAAUUACAUGUGUUCAGUAAUUUUUAACUAAAUAUUACUUUGAAUCAAAUGAUCAAAUGAAUCUUUACCUAAACACAGUAUACAUUUGUAAAACUGG
Molecule: messenger RNA, 5520 nt
Organism: Sphaeramia orbicularis (orbiculate cardinalfish)
Lineage: Eukaryota; Metazoa; Chordata; Actinopteri; Kurtiformes; Apogonidae
Gene: gnptab
Product: N-acetylglucosamine-1-phosphate transferase subunits alpha and beta
Exons: 21
Coding region: 125-3916 (1263 amino acids)
Biological process (GO): carbohydrate phosphorylation; N-glycan processing to lysosome
Cellular component (GO): Golgi apparatus
Molecular function (GO): UDP-N-acetylglucosamine-lysosomal-enzyme N-acetylglucosaminephosphotransferase activity; calcium ion binding
Source: RefSeq, a predicted model, not a curated record